Zootoca vivipara (common lizard) is the source of this 3111-nucleotide messenger RNA. It is a transcript of the gene SIVA1, whose product is annotated as SIVA1 apoptosis inducing factor. The record is from RefSeq and is a predicted model, not a curated record. Gene Ontology annotation, biological process: extrinsic apoptotic signaling pathway. Gene Ontology annotation, molecular function: CD27 receptor binding. NCBI's taxonomy places the organism in Eukaryota, Metazoa, Chordata, Lepidosauria, Squamata, Lacertidae.
AGGCGCUCUGCGUCCUUCCUUAUUGGCUGACACACCUCGUGACGUAGAAGUAGGUGGGGGCGUGGCGGCGAGAUCUGAAAGAAGUUUGUGUUGAGUCGCCGCCGCCGCCGCUGCUAUUUUCCCGCGCGGGAGGGCCCAGCCAGCUACAUAAAAACAAGCGCUUUCCUGCCGGCGCUGGUCUCCUCGGGCGCGUGACGUGAGGGGAAGGGGAUGCCGAAGCGCUCCUGCCCGUUCGGGGACUCUUCCCCGGUGCAGCUGAAGACCCGCGUGAGGCUGAGGGAGCUGAGCCAGGGCGUCCAGGGCGAGCGCUACCGCCGCGAGAUCUUCGAGAAAACAAAGCAACUGCUCUUCAGGGGUGCCCAGGCAUACAUGGAUAACACAUGGAAUGGCAGCACGGCGGGAGCACACUCUCCAGAGCUGCUUGCAGGCAGACCAGAAGUUUGCUCUCGGCUUAGUUGCAGUGGACAAAUGUUAAUUGGGCAGGAUGGAAAACUUAUACAGCCCUGUGCAAGAGAAACAGCUCUGCCGGAAUGCGUUUCCACGGCCUGCUCCUCGUGCAUAAGAACAGUUGACGUCAAAGAAACUUGCUCUCAGUGCGAUCGGCACAUAUGCCAGAAUUGCAGUAAACUCUGCAGCUGUUGCCAUGUAGUUGCUUGCUCCUUGUGUUCUGUUACAGAGUCCGAUGACAUUGGCGAGCGAAUACUUUGCAAUGGCUGCUCCAUGUUUGAAGACUAAAAUGCUCGAAACGACAGUACUAAGUUUUAAGGACAUAAUUAUCUUGUUUAAAUAGGUGGACAAUUCCCACCCCACCGCCCGUCUUGCUACUGUGACAUUGGGGUGCCGCUUUAUAAAUAGUGUAUAUUUCUAGAACUGUAAUUUUAAUAGAAUAAACUUUUUAUAUUAUCUCUCGUGGAGGGUGCAUUUGGCUAGCCUUGCUGGCAUCUGUUCUGAUUAGGCGGAAGAGGAGUUUUAUUCAAUUCCUUAGAAAUGCAACGUAAUGGAAUGCUGAAGCUCAGAGGGAGCUCAUUCUUCAGAUGCGGAGUCUCUGGUUCGAUCCGUGGCGUCUUUAGAUAGGGCUGAGACAAAUGGACAACUGUUGCCAGACAGUGUAGACAAAAAUGAACUACAGGGGUCAGUAAUCUGACUGAAUAAAGGACCUUCCCAUGCCCCUAAACUUUGAUGUGGUCAGAAUCUGAUUCAAAGUAUUCACGGUAAACCUCCUUUUUCAGUGGCUUGGAUCAUUUAAGCAUCUUGUGUUUGCAGCAUCUAAUACUGCUUCUAAACAGACUGUCCAGAUUCAGUUUGUGAAUGACUGUCUCUUUCCCCCCAGUUCUUAAGUAAUGCUUUGUUGAAGAAAUGAGCCAUCUAAAUUGUUCUAUGUAUUUUUUUUUAUAAACCUAGACUCAUAGGACUUAUUUUAACUCUCUUCCUUCCAAGUAAGAGUGUUUGGGUAUACAUGAAAAGUUGAAACAACCCUGCUCACAUAACCUUCAAAGAGGCUCAACCACAAACUUGUAGACUCUCCUGAUACUACACAGGAAGUGGUCACAAGUCAUUUCACAAAUGAUGCCAAGUGGUUGUUCAUGACACCAGUUGCAUUACAUAGGGGACAGAUAAGUAGGAAAGUUUAGGUCAGGCAUCCCCAAACUUCAGCCCUCCAGAUGUUUUGGACUACAAUUCCCAUCAUCCCUGACCACUUGUCCUGUUAGCUAGGGAUCAUGGGAGUUGUAGGCCAAAACAUCUGGAGGGCCACAGUUUGGGGAUGCCUGGUUUAGGUACUUUUAACUAUCAGUUUCACAUUGGACACCCAAUUGUGUAACCUCACUGUAUACAAGUUGUACAAGUGACAAUAAAGUAUUUCAAGUGACAAUAACGUAUUUCAAUUUCAAUCAGGAAAAAGUCAAGAUAGGAAAUGAUGCAGGAGAGCAAGUUAUAGCAGGCUGAAUUUUGGGAUUGAUUAAUUAUCAGAGUGCUUUAUUUCAAGCUAGAGCUGCCACAUUUAUGUCCAAGUAGUAAAAAUCCACUGUUGGAAAGCAGGUUUUGGAUCUGAAAGGUUGCCUUUUGUGUGUGCGUUGGGGUGGUGGUGGUUUAAAAGCCCUCAUAUGCUGCUGUCAGCCAGAUUUUAUUGCACAAGUGAACCCUUUGUAGUAGCUUUCUCUUUGGAGAGACUUUUUUUCUCAGGCUUCAGCCCCAUUUCCCCAAACAGCUUUCCCCCUUCCCACCCUCCUCCUCUCACACUCGCUCGCUUGAGCUCAGCAGCAUUGCUUCUUGCACAUCUCUGUACCAAGUCUGACCAAUCUCCCGGUCGUGGGAUCUUUGUGGCAAUCAAAGUCCUGCUAAUGAGACACUCCUUAAACACUUCCCAUUUUGUAUUUCCUGGAAAUGAAGUUCUUGUUACGGCUGAGCUCUCGCCUCUCCCCCCCCCCCCCUUGAUGGCAGGUAUAUAUUUUUUAUGUAUAAUGUAAAAUCAUACACACACCUCAGUCUGCUGAUUAUUCUAUUGUAGCUCCUUGGCAACAGCUUGUGUGCCCCACCUUCUUAUAGCAGGCUGAUAAUUCAGCCUUUAGCAAGGUUCUCCCAAAUCCAUUGCACAGCAGGCAGGGGAAAAGGCUGCAUCCAGUUUUGCUCUUUCAAAAGUCUGCAUUGUUCCACCAAAGCCAAGGCCCGAGCUAACUUGUUAAAGCACAUUUUAUUGAAGUAUUCUGAGGGAAACUUUCAUAUCAUAAGUAAAAAUACUAGAGUUGAAUGUUGUAAAAAAACAAAACAAAAAAAGAACACACAAAAUGAUGGGAUUUCAUGUAGAGGGAAAACUGAGGGUAUAUUCCCUUUCAAAUUAAAAAAAAUAAGUGUUAAGGGACUGCAGUAUAUUCAAUCAACUUUUUUUGCACAGGUAAGAGAACAGAAACAAAAGCAUAUCUAAAAAGAACAUAAAGCCACAACUGAAUAAACUCAUUCGCGGCACAAGCAAGCGUUCAGAAAUCCUGGCCCGUGUCAAAAGGCAAAGAGACAAUUUAGUUACAAAUGUCUGGCAGAUUCAAAAUGAGGUGGCUUCUGUGAAAAUGCAAAACAAAGUGAUAAUAAAGGGGAGGGUAUGGGGGAAGAGAGAGUUCA